AUGUCGUGGAGCAUCAUUAGAGACUUGCGGUUUAGCCUCCUUUCCAUCGGCAAAGGGAGCGGAGAUGCUAAUAGCGAGACUGUGGAAGCCGCCGUUGCCAGUGACUCAAGUGCUGUGACUCUAGCGAAUGAAGUUGUUGCAAAAGUUACUGUUCAUGAAGUUUCGCGAGAAGGUUCUGCUGUCGUAACGGCAGCAGCAGAGUCGAGUUGUCGUUUGGCACCAGAAAUUGACUUGACGGAUGGUCGUGAUAAGUUGACUGACGGUGGUGAAAUCCCGACGGAGUUGACAGCCAAUGGCAGCAGGACGCGUGGAGAGGAGGAGGAAAGGAGAGCAGGAGGGUGGGAAAGGCUUGAUGAGAUCGAGGGUGAUGCAGAGGGGAGUGGAGACGGGGCGGGCGGAAGGGGGGGAGAGGCGGAGGGCGGAAGGGAAGGACUGGGUGAAGGCGGAAGGGCAAGGGUGGAGGAGGGCGCUAAGGGGGAAGGAUUGGGGGAGGGUGGGAAGAUGGAAGAAGGGGGGGAUUCACCUAUGAUUACAUUACUUCAAGCCGGGUCUGGGGAGGAAGAGUUAGAAUUGCGGGCAAGUGAACGGGCAGCAGGAACUGCAGAAGUGUCAAGCGCUGGGAACGGGGAGAAUGGGGCAGCAGCAUUGGGCAGCGCUGCUUGCUUGAUCAGUGCUGCUGUUGAGGAGAAGGAGACAAGUGCUGCAGAGGACAUGAGUGCAGCAGCAGCAGCAGCAGCAGCAGCAUUGGGAAGUGCUGGUGGCACGAGCAGUGUUGUUGCAGACAAGCAGCAAACAAGUGCUGUGAUGGGGGCGAGCCUGUCAGGGCGACAAGUACCUGAUAUGGCGACCCUCCCCCUUCCCACACCAGCAACCUCAUUCCCUUACCCUUUUACCUUCUCCGUUUCCUCCCCAUCCCUCUCUCUCCGAUCCCCCAUCCACACCCCUCCUCCCUCCUGCUUAAUCAGAAGCUUUCCCACAGCCUCAGCUCUCCCAUUAUUCCGGGGUUCUGCAAAGUUCCGUGAAGUACUGCUUGUGGGCGGUGUGGAGGCUCUUUUGAAAGGCUCCUCUGACGACAUAGGGUGGCUGAAAAAGGACCAUGCGCUCCCCCCUGUGACGGAUGUCACUGACAAUUACGAGGCGAUUCUGGAGUGUGUCAUGAGUGGCAUCCAUGCGCUGCCCGACAACCUGGUCUACCUUUUAAUUCCGGGGUUAUUCAGCAAUCUUAGCCCGCUCUAUCUGUUUGACACCAAGAAGCAUUUUUCCUCCAUCGGCCUCGUCUGCCACAUUGCCAAGAUCCACAGCCAGGUGAGCGUCAGGGUCUUUUUAUUCUUUCAAUCCAUGACUCCUCUUUCCCUCUUCUCCCCCAUCCUCCCUUCCCUUUCCUUCCCACAAACACCCCUUUCCCUCUCCCACUCCCCCUGGCUCCCCAUAAAAGCCAACUCCACAGCUCCAAUAGAAGCCAACGCUAUAGUCAUCCGUGACUAUAUCGAAGAGCUUUAUUGGGCGACGAAGAAGAAGAUCUUGAUCUUAGGCCACAGCAAGGGCGCCAUGGAUGCAGCAGCAGCCCUCUCCCUCUACCAGCCCCUCCUGCUUGACAAAGUCGCCGGUCUCGUCUUCAUUCAGAGUCCCUACGGGGGAAGCCCUGUGGCAUCGGAUUUGCUCCGGGAAGGGCAGUGGGGUGACGUGGCAUCCCGCACGAUUCUUGGGAUUCUCAUGGAUAAGAUUUUCGGGGGGGAUAUCCGGUGCUUGGACGAUUUGACCCAUGCGAAAAGGAGGGAUUUUCUCGCGAAGCACCCGUUUCCGGUGGGGGAAAUUCCGAUACUGUCCUUUCAUACGGAGGCGAGUAAGGCGGCAGCAGUGGUGGCAUCGCUGUCGACUGUGGCGCAUACUGAAGUGCCGUGGCUGGCGCAGCAGAAUGCAAAGCUGGCCGUUGGAUUCCCGCUGUCGGCUGGGCUUGCGAUCGUGGCCGUCCAUCUGGAAUACAGGUACGGAGCAGCAAGCGACGGGCUGGUGACAAGGGCUGAUGCAGAGGUGCCGGGGUCAGUGGUGGUGCGGAGCAGACGGAAAUUAGACCAUGCCUUCAUGGUGUUCCCCCCCACCAGCGGAGUUGGGGGAGGGGGAGGGGGAGGUGGAGGGGGGAGUGGCGGAGGGGGGAAUGGGGGCGGGGGGAGAGGGGGAGGAGUGAGUGGGGGAGGGGGAAGUGGGGAGUCGGGAGCUGGGUCAGCGUGUGUGCAUGAGGCGAGUGCUGCUGAGAUGUGUGAGGCCCUGGCGACCACACUGCUGGCAACACUGCAGAUGCGGCCAAAAGAGGCCACCCCAUGA
Molecule: messenger RNA, 2322 nt
Organism: Closterium sp. NIES-65
Lineage: Eukaryota; Viridiplantae; Streptophyta; Zygnematophyceae; Desmidiales; Closteriaceae
Source: the annotation of a GenBank genome assembly